AUGGUGACAUUCAUUGUGUUGAUAUUGUUGGCUGGCACGUUAUCUUCUGAAAUAAGAGUCGAGUGGUGUAAGUAUACUGAUAAAAUUGUAUGCGUUCCAUUCAACAAAGGGUGUGGACCAAAUUAUCAAUGGAGUUUAUCAACAAAUAGAAUACAAUUGCCCGUGAUAAAUGAAGGAUUUAUUAUAGAUUGCAAAUUAAACACACAACUCGAAGUGACUAUCAAUUUUAAAUUCAAUUUUGUGUUGAAUUUUGAUAGAAAUAAUAAUAAAUACACAUAUUCCCAACAGUUUGACAAAUUUACAUUCAUACAAGAAAUAUUAAACAAUAAAAAGAUUGUCAAGAACAAACACGAAGUUCUCAAAACGUCUUGUAACAAUUGUAAACAGUGUGAUUUAUAUAAUAAUUGCGAGAAAUGCAAUGAUGGGUAUUAUUUAUAUAACAAUUCGUGUUAUACAUGCGAUUCAUCGUGUCGUACUUGCAAUGGUAAAAAACAAAACAGUUGUUUGUCGUGCCCGUUUUCGUAUGGUGUUUCAAAUGGAUAUUGUGUAAAAUGUGAUGCAUCUUGUUUAGAAUGUAAUGGUUCUGGUCCAAACAAUUGUAUUUCAUGUUUCAAAAAUUAUUAUCUAACGUCUGGUUAUUGUUCAAAGUGUGAUUUAACUUGUAAUGAAUGCAAUGGACCAAAUGCCAACAAUUGUAUUUCGUGUAAUCCUUAUUAUUAUUACUCAAAUGGGUAUUGUUUAAAGUGUGGUUAUUCAUGUAUUUUUUGUAAUUUUACUAAACCUGAAUAUUGCUUAUUCUGCGAUUUAAAUUUUUAUAACUCAAAUGGGUAUUGUCUUAAAUGUGAUCAAAACUGUAAUGGCUGUGGGGGAACUGCUGAUAAUUGCACACACUGUAAUGACGGGUUUUAUUUAAAUAAUGGGUCGUGUAUCCAAGGUACUUUAAAUUGUAAGAAAUUUGAAAAUUCUAUAUGUAUUUCUUGUAUACCGUAUUAUUAUUUAUCAGACAAUGUUUGUAACAAAUGUCAUUCCGAAUGUUAUAAUUGUAAUGGCCCUGAAAAAACAAACUGUACUACGUGUCCAAAUGGAAAAUAUGUCGAUAAAACUCAUGGGGAAUAUAAUCACACAUGUCAACCAUGUAUAGAAAACUGUAAAACUUGUGAAAACUCUAUUAAUUGUUAUGAAUGUGAAAAUGGGUAUUACUUAUCUAAUGGUGAGUGUGUUAAAUUUGAUAAUGAAUAUUGUGCAUCUAUAAAUAAUAGUAAAUGUAUUUCUUGUGUUUUUGGAUAUUAUUUGGAUAAAAACGAUUGUUUAAAGUGUCCCGAUGUAUGCAUAUCCUGCUUUGGACCAACAAUCAAUCAGUGUGAAAAUUGCAUUGAUGGGAUUAUUUUACAUCAAACACGUGCUUUCAAUGUUCUUCGACGUGUCAAACAUGCAAAUACAAUCCGACCAUAUGUACUUCUUGUGAGUCAGAUUCAAGGUAUUUGUGGAACAAUGAGUGUAUUGUUUGUAAUAAUUGUAACCCCGGGCAUUGCAUAUCAAAUAUAA
Molecule: messenger RNA, 1545 nt
Organism: Entamoeba invadens IP1
Lineage: Eukaryota; Evosea; Mastigamoebida; Endamoebidae
Exons: 1
Coding region: 1-1545 (514 amino acids)
Source: RefSeq, a predicted model, not a curated record